Aphanomyces astaci is the source of this 2644-nucleotide messenger RNA. RefSeq lists its product as hypothetical. Bases 25 to 2490 code for a protein of 821 amino acids. The record is from RefSeq and is a predicted model, not a curated record. The transcript has a single exon. NCBI's taxonomy places the organism in Eukaryota, Oomycota, Saprolegniomycetes, Saprolegniales, Verrucalvaceae. Gene Ontology annotation, biological process: transmembrane transport.
UACGACUUGACUGUUCUCAAUACGAUGAGGGGGCCAAGUACCAACACCUUCAUCGCGGCAGCUCUGCUAUGUGCGUCCGCAAUCCAAGGGGCGCGGGUCUGCCGCGUUGCUACGACCCCACCACAACCCACGGCACAGCGCACGCCAGUGCCUACCACGUCCCAACUCUACGUACCGGUUCCCACGUCAGGCGCCAUCGAAACAUUGUUGCCCGUAACCAACUACACCACAACGUCUGUGCCGACAACUAAGGUUCCCACGAAUGCUACUGUCAGUACACUACCAGAAAAUACCACCACCGCUCCCGCUUCAUCGACAGUACCGACUACGACCACCGUGGCUUCAGUCACAACGUCAUCGCCAGUUGCCCAUCGCCAGCUUGCCGUUGAUGAUGCCUUGCCCUCCACGACCCCUGUCAAAUCGACGUUGGCUCCUACUACCACCAAAGCCACUUCACCUGUUCCAACCAUUACAACUUCGUCGUUGCCUCCUCCACCCACCCAGCCAACCACGUCGACAACCACCAUCUCCCCCGUGACCACGACUGCCUCGCCACCCGCGACCUCCAUUUCGACCACACAUUCCCCUACCCCCACGACCAACUCGUCGUCGACGUCCAUCAUCACGCAGCCCCCACCGGCGCGGACUACCACCGACAUGGUGUGCGACGAGCAAUUCUACUCCAAGUGGCACACCCACAACAUCACGUGCAACGGCAGUCCGUUGGACAUUAACCUCGCCGUGGACGCGGCGUCGUGCGUGGCGUACACGGACAUCUCGACUUGCCGCGCUCUCUGCGCAUUUCCGUCUUGCGACGGCACCAACGGGUGGACGUUCUCGACAGUUGCCAACAUCCCGACCUCCACCACCAACAGUAUCAUCACCACAUCGCCAACGCCCCCUGCCUUCCUCUCGGCCGUGUACGCCACCGUCGACGUGUCGCUGUUGGUUCCCCUCUCUGGGGCAUCUUUCCGCCCCGCGGCGUUUGCAAACGGCUCUUGUUCCAACGCGUACCCCGUCAACAACUUCUUGGCGCAGGACUGCUCGUGUGCUGCGCUUCCAGUCUCCAAUAGUUCGUGGCUGCCAACAGAGACUAAUGGCACGACUACUACUACCACCACCAAUGACAAUGGCACCACAACCACCACCGCCACCACAUACAUGCCAAAUCGAACUUCCGACCGUCCGUCGUUCAACGACAAGCACACCCCGGGGCACUUCGACCCGUCGACUCCGCUGCCCCGGAUGGCGCAGAUCUCGCAGUCCACCGCCACCGCGUCGGUCGCCGUCACGGCGGUCGCGGUCGUGUCGAGUACGGUUCUGGGUGCCACGUCAUCGGGUGCGGUGGCCGCGUCGUCCGCCGUAGCCGCGUCGUCGACGAUCCUUGUGACUCUAGACAUUGUCCAGUUUGGGUCGUUGCUGAACCAACUGCCGCUGCGUGAAAAGUCGGCGGCGCUCGCGAGUCUCGGGUCGUCCAUGAAGUACGCCGUGUUCAACUUUGUCGAAGUUGGCCCAGGACCUCCUCCAUCCUCGAGCUACCGUCGGGCGUUGGCGGACGAAACGUGCGCCGAUGGCAUCUGCGACUAUGCGGUCACACUUGGCAUUUCCAAAUUCAACUUGUUUGUGACAACGUUGGUGGGGAUCGUAGUGGUCGGCGCCGCCAUGUGUGUCAUGUACGGGCUGGCGGCGGGGGUGGCCACCAUCGUGGCCCCCGCCAAGGGCUACGCCGCCGACUGGUUCCAUCACCUCGUGGGGGCCAUGGUCGUGCUGGGGUUGGCGUCGCAGUAUGCGAUCGGGGUCACCGCCACCUACCAAGUGUACCUCAGCAUCACCACCAACACGUACAUGUACUCGUUCUACUUAGCGCUAGCGUCGCUGCUCUUCCUCGCCGUGGGGAUCCUCGUGUUUGGCAUUUACAUUGUCCGCAAACACGAAGCCGAGUUGGUCGACGUUGACGACAUCGUCGCACACACCAAGAAACCAGUUGCGAGGCGGUAUGGCGCGCUCUACGACGAGUACACGUUUGAGAAUCGGUUCUUCUUUGCACCCAAGAUGCUUCUGGCGUUGCUCUGUGGCAUGACAACGGGGGCCGCGUUCCUUAGCCAUGCCGCCCAAGUCGUGCUGGUCCUGGGGUUUCACAUCUUGUUUCUCGUGCAUUUGGAGCGCUGCCAGCCAUUCCAGACCCCGUUCAUGCAGCACUCGAUGGCGGGGCUCACAGUAUUGAAGAUCCUCACGCUGGUGCUGUCCAUCUUCUUGGUGUCCACCGUGGCGGGGCUAUCGUCGUCGUUCCACGACGGCGUGUCUGCCGUGAUUGUGGCCAUUCAAGUGCUCGUGCUCGUGGGACUUAUGGGUCGCCAAGUGGUGCUGCUGUAUCAAAAGUAUAAAGCCGUGCAAGUGUUGAAGGCAACGGAAACGCAACAACUGCACAAGUCGGCUCUGCAGCCCCUCAACUCGGAGCAAGUGCACCACAUGCGAUUGGGCCGGCUGUAGGGUAGACACAUACACUCGACUUGGCUGCCACAAUUACCAAGUCGCGUACACUAACUCGUCAAGACCUUGUAUCUCGGGGGUCGGAUAUUAAUGCGUGAUACAUGCAGUAUUGUGCUUUUCAGUCAAAUUUGCCUAUUUUGGGGGAUUGAUGAAA